AGAUAUGCAUGAUUACGUGCGUCCUUAAAUAUCGCAGAUCUUUCCGACGAUCUUGCCGACGUCAUCCGAGGACACGUUGAAAAACGCAACGGCGGAGGUCAUCGCGAGUGACUCAAGAUUGCGACGCGAGAUUCGGAGGUAAGGGGAAUCGAAAACUCAACGGAUUCCAGGAUUACGUCGAUGCAGAGAGAGAAUCAUUUUCUUCCUUCUCUUUUUCGGCCGCAUCGUUCACAUCGAUCGGAUUCUUCCUUAUUGCUGGGAUUGCCGAAUCUCUUAUCCGGAUAAUAAAAAGGACGAUGAGCCCGGAGGGGCCUCCUACGUACGGUCCAUACUUUCGCAGCCUCCGACACAGGACCCACUCACGAAACACUUUCGAGUAACGAAUGCGUAACGAGUCCUCUCGAGAGUGCGUCCACCUUUGCAUACCGAUGCCCGGGUCCAUUCCCUCCCUUCGUCUCUUUUCCGCGGGUGUGGAAUUUUUUCCUCAUCUUCCUGGACCGCAGGACAUCGCCUUGGUCACACGGGAAGCCCCAUAAACAGUUAAGUCACCAAUGUCAUCACGAAAUUCGCAAAUGUGCAUCACGGUGUCUUAACGCGUAAAAAUCGAUUCUCCCUGUCUUCGCUAUUACGGAGCUAUUUAGAAAAAUAUUAACUAGUAUAUAAAUUUAAGAAAAAUACUAAUAGAGCAAAGCAAAAUAUUCCAAUAAUAAAUAUAAAGUAUCCUUAUUUCCAAAAAAAGAUAUAUUUUUUACAAAAGUAGAAAAGCAAAAUUAAUUUUUUUGUAAAAAUAAUGCCUACAAAAUUACUUUCUUUUUAUUUAUUCAAAGUACCCCCUUAUUUAGUUUCUUCGAUAAUCCUUUUACAAUUUUUAUUUUAUAAUAAAAUUGAAAAUAUAAUAUUUAGAUACGUUUACUUUAUCAAAAGAGUCAAUUGUUCUAAACAGUAUAUUUGUUCAAGUAUACGCAAUAAUUCUUUUUGGUAACGGUAUCAUUAAGUAGUAAAAUUCUAGGAGGCAGAGUCAAUCACAAAUGCGACAAAGAAACUUGUACUUGCGCUUAAAGCUUUCUAUUUCAUUAGUAGAAUAAGUUAGUAUCCCGUCGAUAAAUAAAUUAACAAUAAAAAGCCCUAAAAUUGCCGAUCAAACCCUUAAUUUUGCUCCAUGUAUUCCUUUCUCAUUUUUUAAGAAAGUAAAUUAAAAAACAGCUAUCAACAAGUCACCGAGCUAUUCUUAACCUUGUUGAAUCUACCGGGACAAUAUGUUCAGGAUAAAAGUUUUAAAAUCUCGGUUAAAUCUUUAAAACGCAUUUUUAAUGAAUUAAGCAUGCGGCACGAAAGGAUUAAAGUCCUAAAUUUAUCCGGUAACAAUAUGCGCUACAACCCCCUAAAGAUCGGUAAAAAGAAAACAAAAAGAGAUAAACAGUACGGACUACGGACAGAACGAAUGAUCACCAUGAGCGUGCACGUAUCCUUCGGGUGCAUCCUAAAUCUCGUCCAAUGAGAAGUUCUCGAAACCAUGGGAAGUAGAGGAGGGAGAUUCGAGAAAAAGAAGAGAAGGAGGACAAACGAAUCGGUGCGAAAGCAAGCAGUCGCGAGCACUUCCUGCGCAACAAGAAGAGGGUCCUAUGCGGCGCACCGUCGCGUAAUUGAGGUCCUGCGGACCCUACGAGGAGUGGCGGUGGGGGCCGCCCUAUGUAAGGCCCUGGAAGCGAUCAGGUCCAGCCCAUCCAGCAUCAGGACACCGUGCGUCUGGACUCGCGCCACCUCAAGGAUUAUCGGUGUCGAUUGUCGACCAGUUCAGAUCACCCGCAACAAUUACCUUGGGGAGAUAGCUUUUAAAAAGAGCGAUCUUCGCCCUGGUUGAGGGCGUUGCCCCUGACAACUGUCGGUGAAGCAGAGAAAGAUAAAGGAAGAAAAACUAGGAGUGCAAUAGGGAGAAGAUGAGAGUGAACGUGAUAUUAGUUCUUGUGAUCCUAGGACUUGUUGAUGCGGCUAGGAGGAGAGACAGACGUACGACGACACCGUCGGCAUCGCUCGUCGAAAAACAAUUUGCUGGGCAACCCGAAGAUCUACUGACCCUGUGGAAUCACUUCGACAGCCACAAACUGAAUGUUCGUGCGGGAACCUGGCAAAAUGAUACAUCGGGAAAGAACAGAAUCGCUCUCAAUAUUGCGAGACAAUAUCCGGGACUUCCGAGCAAUCCAAGCGACACGAAUGAGCUUCCGAAUCCUAUUUCACCGCCGGUGGAACCGACACCACCGCCGUAUGAACCUCCGCCGGGCUGCUUGGGACCAAGGGGCCAGUACUUGAGUUUGAAGAGCUGCGCUAACUAUCUAAAUUGCUGGGAUGACGUGGUGGUAGAGCAGACCUGUCCAACCGGGCUGCUCUUCAAUGAUGUUGCCGGUUAUUGCGACUUCCCGUUCAACGUCAACUGUGGUGAUCGACCGCCCGCCACGCCGAAACCACCACUACCCGCGGGAUCGAAGCUAUGCCCGGAUCCGAAUGGACGUUAUAGAAGCUCGACGAACUGCUCGGAAUUCUACGUGUGUGCCGCAGGCAAACCCAUCAAAUUCAAUUGUCCUCUCGGCUUGGUCUACAGUGACAUACUAAACGUUUGUGACUAUCAACACAACGUCGAUUGCAAAGGCACAGCCACACCAAAACCAUUAAAGCCUACACAAUCGCCGACUCAGUCUCCGCAGCCAUCUUCUACCUAUGCUCCUAUCAAUCCAACAACUCGUCCUCCUAAACCAUCGACUUAUCCUCCACAACAACCGACUUACCAGCCUCAGCCACCAACUUAUCAACCUCAACCACCGACUUAUCAACCUCAACCACCAAAUUACCAGCCUCAACCACCAAAUUAUCAACCUCAACCUCAACCACCAACUUAUCAGCCUCAACCACCAGCUUAUCAACCACCGACUCAAUCAUCUCAACCACCUGAACCAUCUCAACCGACUUAUUCUCCGCAAUCUCCUACUUAUGCGCCACAACCACCGAGCUAUCAGCCAUAUCCAUCACCGCCCUCUUCGUAUGGAAAUUCUUGGCUAAACAAUGCCAAAUCCAAUCCCUGGCAACAGCGAAAUCUAGAGAUCCAACAAGAAAUUGACAAAGAAAUACAAAAAGAAGAAGUAGAAACCGACAGUCCAGUGGCAUUAGAUGAUCAGUCUACGCAUGAUGCAAUAGAAACUUCCGAUGUGACAAACCCGUCAACUCUGCCUCAAAUCACAUCAUCUGAGUUAAUGAAAACUCCAUGUCAUGAAGGCGAAGUAUUCAAGCUCAACCAAUUUUGCACUAGGGUGGUAAUUUGCAAAAACGGAAAGCCUGAACUUAUACAAUGUUCACCAGGACUCUCGUAUGACAUACAAUCGAAUGGUUGUGUGCCUUUCCACAUUGCAGAUUGUGAGUUCGGAUCUACUCCUGCUUCGCAGUAAGAGCGCGCAUCGAACUUAAAGAAACUUCUAUUAAAUCAUGUUAAUUAUCUCCUAUUUCUAUUAUCUUUGCGAUAAUAUUUAAUUAAAACUAAAAUUAAUAGUUAAAAAAUACUAAUGAGUAAAUUUAAAAACAAUUACUCGAGAAUAAUAAUGAUAGAACCUAUAAAAUAAAUAAGCAAGUAGAUAAAUGUUUAGUAUCCUAUUCUACAAAUUUUGCGUUCACCCCUUUAAUGUUUACCAUCUUAUAAAAAAGUAAUUUUCGAAUUUUGUAAAUAAAUAUAAGCUAAACUUCUCUCGCGUAUAUAUUUUUCAUCUUUAAUAAUUCUAAAUCCCAAUUUCCUAAAUCCAGUUCACACAUGAACACAGUAAAUAAAAAACAAACAUUUCUAUAUAAGUCUGAGAAGUUAAUAUUAAUAGAAAGCUAAAUUUUAAUAAAAUGAUCAAUGAAAAAAUUAAACAAAAUUGAAAAAAAUUUUUUAUAAAAAUAAUUUCUCUAUAUAAUAAAAUUUCUAUAAUAAUUUUUGUAUUAUUUUUAUUAAAAAAAAAUAAUUUCUAUCGACGGUAAACCGUUCCACAAGAUUCACAUACAAUCCAGACGCUUUAUAUUGAAGUCACCAGAUUGCAGCACGCGUUCUCAACGUUCUCCAAAGGGCAAGAAGAGCACAGCCACGAAAGGAGGCAAACGGGAAGGGGGAAUUCGAGAGAAGAUCACUCUCCGCUCCGAGGAAUUGGAGCGUGAUUGAUUUACGAAGAAAUUAAUGUGUAGUCGCGGAAUACAGCUCUGGUUCUGUGGCGGCUCUGGUUGAGAUGGCUGACGAGUUUCCACUGCUCGGCGAUAUAUCGGCGAUAUGCGGCACGUAAUUAGAACACCACGCGCGUUUUUCUACAUCUCUAGAGAGCGUGCAUUGAUGCCUCCUCCUGCAAUUGAAUCUCCGGUCGGACGAUCCUUUCAUUUCUCGACUAAACGAUCUUUCGCGCUGUUUAGUGAGUUACUGGAUCGUAAACGUAAUCCGGCGCCAAAAGUGGCCCGUUCUAAUUUUCACACCUUCGUAAAACUCAUCGCGAUAAUCUCUGCGUUUUUUUCACACGAUUAUUAAUACAAAUAAAUUACGAUAAAAUAAGAAUUUAAAAAACAAAUCUAGCCUAAACUUGCGUUUCGAUACAUAUAAUUUAAAUUAUAUGUAUAGUAAAGUUGAGUGCGUGUUUAUACAGGCAUUGAAAUCUCCAACGUGUUAGCACGUUCGACGUUGAAAUUCGAUAUGAUAAAAAUAACUAGCACAGAUUUCUAAAAUUUUUUAAUGUGGAAAAUUCUCGAGUCAAACUGUAGAAAUUUAAACGUUGAAUGUCUCUACAAACUAAAUUUUUCAAUAUCAAAGAUUUCAAUGUUGCAGACUUUCAUACUCAAAUCAUCACGAUAGUAAUGACCAUACAUGUUAUUUUUACAUCAACUAGACACCACACAGACGCGCACUUCACACGCGCUAUUUAGCAUUUCAUUUUUUACUUUUUAAAAAUAAAUUGCAAUGAUUAUAAAAUUUGUAUAAUUACCAUCUCUACAAAUUAUUUUCUUUAUUAAUUAACUUCGCGAUGACAGCCGCUCACAAAGUUAGCGCAAGAGAACCUAUCAGCGGAAGAACGUUGACAACAUUUUGAUGCAUUCUACUAUGGAUUCAUGCCUUUUUUAGAAGUAAGAUAGAUUAUAGAAUGAGUUACAAAAAUGCUAAUUAUGCAGCACUCAUAUUAUUCCAUUAUUUAAUAUAACUUUAAAUUAUUAUUAUACUUAAUAAUGUUAUAUUACAUAAUUAUUACACUUCAAUUUAAUUAUGUUACUACGAUCGGGCAGCUUCAAGGCGACACUUUUUUAUCGCGCGGUGAAUUUCUCUCGUCUCCCUUUCGCUUUUAUCGUUUCCGGCGACGCAUUAUGGGGAGAAGUCAAAGCGGGGACCAACCGCAGCGACCUUUUUAAGGCCUUUCGUCGCAAUCGGAAUUUCGCGCUUGAUCGCCCACGUUGGAAAAAAGGAUUGAUAGCAAAAAAUGUAUUGUCAAGAAAAAGAACUAAAGGAGAUCGAAUUUAGAAGACGGGAGAAAGGGACGGGAAUUUGCUUGGCUAUCUCAAAAUAUUUUUCAAAGGCUCGUACACGUAGACUUAAUAGAUUAUAAAAUUGAAACAGGUACUGGUUACACUGUGUAACAAUUAUAUAAACAAAUGGCUAUAUAAUCACGCAACAAUGUUGUAUAACGGCGUGAAGUUAUAAUAUAACGAUCAUGCAACAGCCACAAAAGUGCACACCAAAAAUGUAUAAAUGUAAAUAAUAACCGCGGGAUUUUUGUCGCCAACGUUUCUACUUUAUAAAAUACGCCGCAAGCCGCGACAAACACAAGGAUGGUUUGAGGAAAAACGUUUUGCAAUUUUAUUAUUCAUUGAAAAUCGAUAUUCUCCUCCGCUUUAACGAAGAAAGUGUUUCGAUGUUUUGAUCAAACCGGAUGUUUUGAUCAAACAAAGUCGAGAAAUCGUUUAGAAAAGGCAGAUCGAGCCCGUAUCGAAAGUACCGAGGGAGACGCCUCUCGUACGUUUCACUUGGACUCACGGUAGCGCAAAACUUGAUAAUUACAUAAUAAUGUACGAUGUUACGUCGGAUAUGGAACAGCAAAAGGUCCUGUAAAAUGUGAAAAGCGUGGCGGAGUGAAAAGUCAUGGAAUAGGCAAAACAUCGAAAAUGCGAUUGAAGUAUUAUUCGGAAACAAAAAACCGUAAUAAAAAAAACGCUACUUCUCUCUGCAAUAUUAAAAUAAAAAAAACUAUAAAUAUUUCAAAGAAAUAAAAUAGUGUGUAAAAAUAACUUCAUAAUACCAUUAUUAAUAUUUUUCUACAAAUAACUUGAGGACUAUUCUGUAAAAAUUGAAAGAAAUUGAAUUUUUUUAAUAACGAAAAAACUAUAAUAAACUAAAAAACUCUCUCAUUAUUUUAAUUUUUUAAUAAGGCGAAUCUAGAUAAUAUAAUGUUCUAUUCAGUCAUACAUACGUAAAUGCAAGAUAUAAAAAAUUUUAUUUAUAACAUCCCAGGACGAGACAGUGAUUCCGAAGAAACAUCACUUUCUCGCUGCUUUUUUACUGCUUAUUUGCUACCACACCCAGCUAACGUACUUCUGUAAGAGUUCGAGAAAAUGCUCGAUAUCAAGCUUAAUCAACAAAGUAUAAUCGUACAUAAAGAAAAGUUAAAAUAUAACUGCUUAAAAAUGUACUUAAAAUACACCGUAUAUUUUUGUCUCCGCCACUUGAAGGCUUUAUCUAUUCAAUCGGCACACGCUCGGGAAUAAAACGGAAAUAGAACAAACAAAAUCAGAAUUGAAUGGUAAACGGUCGCAGAGACAUACGAAAUGAUUGCAAUAACAAUUUGCGGCAGGAGAACAAGGGGUAAGAGAGAUAAUCACGUAAUUUAUAUUACGGAAGGCUCACUGGGGUCGAGAAAGAAAGGUAUUUGCGAGUUGGCCGCAUGGUUACGGCGGCCUCGACCUUUCCGGAAAAGCUUGGAAAUUGCAGUCAACGAUCCCUGCGAUUAGCCACGCGUGAAAGAUCAACGAUGUAUGCCCGCCGCUCCAGUCUCUUGCACAUGCCAUGCAACGCGUAUCGAUCUCAUACAAACCGCCAAAUCGCGCAUACAGGCAGUUUUUUUAAUAUAAAAUGUACGUGUAAAGAGUAUUAAAAUAACGAAAGCCUAAUGCUUCCGAUAUACCCAACAUAAAAAUAAAAGGAAAUAAAAACAAGAAAAUUAUUGAUAUUGAAAACAUUUAAAAUUUGCAUAAACAUUAUUA
This is a messenger RNA of Monomorium pharaonis (pharaoh ant), 7245 nucleotides long. RefSeq names its product protein transport protein SEC31. The transcript has 5 exons. NCBI's taxonomy places the organism in Eukaryota, Metazoa, Arthropoda, Insecta, Hymenoptera, Formicidae. Gene Ontology annotation, cellular component: extracellular region. Bases 1938 to 3434 code for a protein of 498 amino acids. Gene Ontology annotation, molecular function: chitin binding. The record is from RefSeq and is a predicted model, not a curated record.